CGUGCGCAUUAUUCCUUUUCUGGCGUCGUCAAUGGCGUUGUGACAACAACGAACGAAUGUUGAGAAGCGCUUUGCAACGCUCGCCAAGAGAUGCCCGCUAAUUGUUCGGCGUGUAAAAACCGAUCGAAUAAUGGCAGCAAAACAACCUUUCACAAGUUUCCAGCGAAAGACCAAGAGUGCCUCAAGAAAUGGGUCGCCUUUGUGUCUAAAGCAAGAGGUAAAGGCCUUUGGAAGCCCACCGUAAACAGCAAGUUGUGUUCGUUGCAUUUUGAGCCAGAUUGUUUUCGUCACUUCAACGGACGUGUGUACCUCAACACUGGAGCUACUCCUACUGUGUUUGAUAUCCCUGAACAUCUGCUAAAGGGUACCCGAUGCGCGAGGGAAAGUGACGCUUCGUCAUCAGUUGUGGUUUCGCCUUCGCCCGAGAGAGAAGAGGCCGUAUUUGUACCAAGCGCAGUGGAAGAGAGGGCAUUCGAUUACGAAGGCAAUCCUCUGAACAGCGCGCCCGUAAAGGUCGCCAAGUUGGAGCUUUCCCGCCUGAACGAAGAGCAACUACGCAAGGCCCUGACUUCGCCGGCGAAAGUGACGCCUGCUGGCCAGCGAAUGAGCGCCGAAGCCAAGGAAGCCGAUGGCAAGCGACCAAUCAUUGUCCACGUCACGUCUCUAGGCAACAACGAGCCAAGCAGCCGGCCAUCGCGCGCAAAGAGGCUCCCCGAGAAGCUACGCUCUGGGGACUUCGACAGCGACUUCGGUGAAGAACAUCCGAAGAAGGCGCCCCGACUUUCACCGAAUCUGGACGACACUGAAGCCGGAAUCAGCGACGAUGACGAUCUUGGCGACGAGUCCGAGGACGUGGACGCACCGGAUCUGGACGAGGACGAGUAUGAAGAAGGAAGCGAUGGCGAAUCCGCAGAGCCGGCUACAGCGUACAGGUCGCAGGCCAUAAAAACCGCAGCGUCGGACGGAAGGGCCGAGGCAGCGCCCAAGUCUACGGGUGGUGCCUCAGCUGGCACUCUUGUGGAGCUCUGCACUCAGCUUGACGAGCAGCGCACCAAAAAUGAGGAGCUGACCAAGCAGUUGGCCAAGGCUAAGGUGGUAAUUGAAAACCAAAACAGGAACAUUGAAGCUCUGGAAGAUGUUAUAAACAAUCUUCGCCAGAGAAUUGUGAUCAUGAGCAAGAAGUGCAGUGCAAGUACAGAAUCAGCAGAAGUCAGUGGAGAAACGAAAGAGUGACCCUUAUAUAGAAAGGGAAACUCUGACGGUUACUUGCUUUCUUUUUUUUUUUGUUAUUGUUGCUGUUUAUGACUACCAAAAAGCGUGGCUCGAUCAGGAAGGUGAAAGCUGCUGCUGUGUUGUGUUUUACCAUCUUGUAUGAAACUCUCAUUAAAUGAAGUACAUGCACA
Dermacentor silvarum is the source of this 1403-nucleotide messenger RNA. RefSeq lists its product as uncharacterized. The record is from RefSeq and is a predicted model, not a curated record. Gene Ontology annotation, molecular function: sequence-specific DNA binding. Bases 91 to 1233 code for a protein of 380 amino acids. The transcript is spliced from 2 exons. NCBI's taxonomy places the organism in Eukaryota, Metazoa, Arthropoda, Arachnida, Ixodida, Ixodidae.